Molecule: messenger RNA, 3863 nt
Organism: Chara braunii
Lineage: Eukaryota; Viridiplantae; Streptophyta; Charophyceae; Charales; Characeae
Source: the annotation of a GenBank genome assembly
CGUGGUCUCGAUGUCCCGCGGUCUGGUGCGAUGGGUGGCGAGGCGGAGCGUCAUGCACAGGGCAUGGGCGAGGGAGAGGAUACCGAGCGUUCUGCGGAGGAAGGUGUUGCGAGAUAUGGGGAGGGUGCGGGUGCCGCGGAGGAGGACGAGGCGGACGUCGACCUCGAGGUUGGCGUGGCUGAGGGGGAGCGGACACCGAGGGGAGAGGGGGGCGUGCCCAAGUCCGAUCCGAUGGCUCGUCAGAGGACGGUGGACUGGGAGCGGAAGUGCGGGAAGAAGCCCGUGCCGCCUGAGACGGCAUGCACGCCGAGUUCUUCGAAGAGUGCUGUUCCUGAUAGAGCAUGCACGCCGGGUUCUUCGAAGAGGAAGGAGGGGGGUGCACAUCUUUCUGCCACCAAUGCAGGGAAGAGGCUGCGGCAGCAGAAAAUGACGGACACAUAUGGUGCCGAGCUGAUUGGUCAGUGGAGGAAGGCAUUUUUUCGCUGGGUGUAUUCCAGUGGGAUUGCCUUCAAUGCCUUCCGCAACACGCUAGACCGGGACCUCCAGCAGGUUGCUCUUCCGCAACCUGGUGGAACACCUCUUCACGUGCUUCCAUCCCACAACGAGAUCGCAAGCAUGCGAGUUGUGGAGAUCCACCGCAAGGAGUUGGAGGAGGUGAGGCAUCCAUUAUGGGUGAGUGGCGCCACCCUCCUCUCUGACGGGAGGAACUCACGAGACGGGCGACCGAUCGUGAACUUCCUCGCAGUUGGGUCUCGAGGGGUCGUCAUGUACACGACGAUCAACCGAGAGGGGGAGCCUGACGAUGCGGUGCACGUCCUGCAGAGAUGGGUUGCCAUCUUUCACGGUUUCAGAUUCGGUGGCCCACAGCGGGUCAAUGCUAUAUGCACUGACUCCACCUCUGCAUACGUGGGGGCUGCGAGGGCUUUGACCUCGCCAUCUAUGCCCCCUGAGCUGAGGAGGAUCACUUGGCUCCCGUGCUGCGUCCAUGUCUGCAACAAGUUGUUGUCAGACAUUUGCACGAUCUGCACCUCUUUCGUGGACACAAUUACGCGUGCCCGAGUUCUGGUGGUGUUUUUCAAAACCCACCAGGCGGCUCUCAACUUCUUUCGGAAGCAAAGCGAGGCGUUGGGGCUCGUGCUUUCAUGCGAGACGCGCUUUGCGUCCGUGUACUCCAUGUUGGAGAGGCUGCUAGCUCUGCAGGAUCGUUUGCAGGGCAUGAUGACAGCGGAGGACGGUCGGGCUUGGACUAGGAUCCCGUGGUCCCCCGACGUCCGCGACAUGGCGCGUUGGGUGCGCCGACAUAUCAGGUGGUCCUCUUGGUGGGAGAGGAUGCGUGCCAUCAAGCACGUCAUGGAUCUUGUCAUGGACUUGCUGAGGCGGAUGGACCGUGGCGAGCAGUUCAUGUCCCUCGUUGUAGAGUGGACUUGGGAUCUUGCACGCCUUGUGCGGGAUGCUUGCAUCCCUCUUGGUUGUGGAUACGUCCUCCCUUGGCAGCGAGACGAGGGCAUGCUUGACGCUCAAGCGGGAUUGGACGUGGAACCUGUGCGCUCGAGGACGAGGAGUGGGAUGGCGGAGGAGGAGAUCGAGGAGCAGGCUGCCCUCAUGACGCGCAAUCCCAUUGGGUCUUCUGCGCCGCCCCCUGUUGAGUCUGGUUUUGGUGCUCGUGCGACUAUCUUCCGCCCAUACCCCAAGGACGAUGACUCUAGGGACGAGAUGGAGCCGGAAGCAGCAGACGACCCCAUGCUUCCCGUCCCGCGUGAGAUUGACGAGUUGCACGAGGAGGGCGACGUGGGUGACGAGAGGAUGCACACCGCGCGGGGGGCGACAGAGCAGGGAGACAUAAAUAUGAUGGGGGGCGAGGAACUCUGGGGAUCUUUUGGGGCCACGGAGGAGAGAUCACCCACUACCGGGCGGGCGUAUACGUACGCUUGCUCCCACGACCACGCAGGAGCAGACGAGUUCUCCCGUGACGCAAUCCGGACCCCCGUCGCUCCAACCGGUCCCGUUCGGCAUGACGAGCGCUCACCUGCACCGGUUGGGAGGGAGGACUUGGGAUCCUCGUUGCGCAUGCGCGGGAAUGGAUCAUUGUUUAGCGUAGCCCGUCAGCUCCUUUUGGACCCGCAUGCAUCGAGGGACUUGGGGGAGGUGGGUGUUCAUAGCGGGCCACCACCGGUGGAGGAGAGGGAGAGACGAGCGGAGGAGCACGGAGCUGCCGGAGCGGGCGGAGUUGAGGGUAUUUGGGGUAUGGAGGAGAAGGUAGCUGGAGCAGUGGGGGGCGUGGUGGAGGUAGAUGAUGGACCAGGUGCGCACGUGGAGAGAGAGGAGGUCAUGGCGAGGGUGCAUGAUGGUGAGCAGGUUGAGAGAGUGGAGGGCGUGUUGCCGUCAGAGGUUGAGAGAGAGGACGACGUGGUGACGACGCAGGUUGAGAAAGAGGAGGGCGUGGCAGGGGUAGAUGAUGGUGAUGCCCAKGUUGAGAUGGAGGAGGACGUGGUGAGGGCAGAUGCUGCUGCGUUGGUUGGGGGAGAGGAGGGUGUGGUAGGGGGGGACKUCGCCCAUGGUAGAGGAGAGGGAGGCAACGACCUUGACCCGAUCGUCCUGCGUUUCGUCGAUGACGAGAUGGGUCCCGCACUAGCAGGACGCUCCGGGAGAGAGACAGACACGCUUCAGCAGGGGUGCGAGGAGGUAGGAGAGCAGCCACAGGAGGAGCGUGAGGAUGCACCCUCUGCAGAUAUCCCCGGAGGUAGCAGUUCGUUGGUACGGUUCACGGGCCUGCAGAUGACGACGACGACGCAUCCAGUUCGAUCGUGUGUGCAGGGKUCAGGUCCUGGGGAGGUGGCAUCUGUUCAGGCACCACCGCUCAUAGUCGUGGAUUUAGGAUUUGAGCCAUCGCUUCAUACACCGGUUACUGGGCGGCGAGCUCCUCAGGAUACAGCUCGCCCAUUGGAUUUGGCAGAGCUSGCACGGGCUGCURUGCGUGACGUGACACGGCAGGAGGACACCGACCGUAGCAGACCACUCAUGCCRCCUCCUCCUCCGAGAUCACGUCACAGGGAUUCCCCCUCGAUACCAGUCGGUCGGCCCCCCCGCUCACCAUCCAUGCCCACCAGACCCUGGGUUCGUUACACGACGGUCGUAGGGAGCCUCCCUCUUGACACGUCGCUAUUCRGGAGGACGGAUAUYGACCUGGAMUCCAUGCGUCGGGUCACAGUGCACACUGCACGACAACAACCAGGUUUGCGUGGGGCUGACAUCGGGAGGGGUGCAUCGAGGGAGGUCAUGGCGGCAGUAUCUCAGCCGCGAUAUGUUCGUGGGGGUGGAAAGGUCGGGUCUACCUUGCAGSCGGCUUUGGCAGCAGCAGCACGUGCUGUGCGUGAGCAGACUUYGCGCAGGAGCGAAGUAGCUCGUCCGCGUCCCAUGCCUGCCGCGGGAGGUGCCGCAUUGGAGGAGUCUUCUGGAGCCGAGGGGUUGGGGAUGCCGCGCGGUUCACGUCGUGAGAAGACAGUCGCAAAGGUGACUCAGGUGAGUGCUAGGCUUGUUCGGGUGAGGACGGAGGCUGACCCUGUGACCGUGGUGGAGGACGAUCCCGAGACGGAGCUUGCACGUGAGGAGGCCCCACAGGAGGAUGACGAGUACAGGGACGACGAGGAACGUGAGGAGGAGGAGAGCGACAGCGGGGAUGACGACAACUACCACAACGACGACGAACCCUCCCCUCCACCACGACAUGGUUCUCGUAGACGACGUGGCUCUCGUAUGACGUUGACGACCCGUCCCGUCCAGGGCGGCGGGAGGCGAGGAGUCGGAGGAGGUGAGGGUCAUCCGUUGCGAUAGCGCCGGGGCGAGGGAGUGUUUCAUCGACACGC